Molecule: messenger RNA, 1559 nt
Organism: Sipha flava (yellow sugarcane aphid)
Lineage: Eukaryota; Metazoa; Arthropoda; Insecta; Hemiptera; Aphididae
Product: L-aminoadipate-semialdehyde dehydrogenase-phosphopantetheinyl transferase
Exons: 2
Coding region: 144-986 (280 amino acids)
Cellular component (GO): cytosol
Molecular function (GO): magnesium ion binding; holo-[acyl-carrier-protein] synthase activity
Source: RefSeq, a predicted model, not a curated record
GAUUGCAAUGAACCACUAUUAGAAAAAGCAGUAAUUAAAGCUACAUCUUCAUUACCAGACAGAGGACCAGAAAAUGCUAUUCUCAAUGGUGUUUAAAUGUAUCAUAGUGGCGGUUUAAAUAUCUCAAUGACAAUACAUUUUUAAUGCACUUCAUUUCUAAGAAAAUUGCACUGUACAAUUCUACAAUGUCAACAUCAAACAGGGCUCGUUGGGUAUUCGACUGUGGAAAUUGGUUUCCAUCAGAAAAUGAUUGGUCUAUAGCUUCUCGUUCUAUACAACCUGAAGAAAAAGAAAGAAUUGGUCGUUUUGUAUUUAAACAAGAUGCUAAACGUUCAAUUAUAGGACAGUUAAUGAUUAGAAAGUUUUUAUCUGAAGCUACUCAUUUACCAUGGUCAAAAAUAAAAACAAAAAGAGAUCAAAAUAAUAAACCUAUAAUGGAAGGAUUUAAUUUUAAUAUAUCACAUGAUGGUAAUUUAGUUGUUUUAGCUGGUGAAAAAGAAACAAUUGUAGGAAUAGAUAUUAUGAGAAAUUGUUACAAUGGUGGAAAAAGUUUAAAUGAGUUUUUUAGAUUAAUGCAUCGAAACUUUCAUAUAAAUGAGUGGAGAUAUAUAAAUAAGGGAACAGAUACUGAAAAAACCAAUUCAUUUUAUAGAUUUUGGUGCUUAAAAGAAAGUUAUGUUAAAGCAACUGGUACAGGGUUAACUAUUGACCUCAAAAAAAUUUGCUUUAUACCAAAAAGUGAAUUGAUGAAAGAUGUAAUAUUAAGUGAUACAGAAUUAUUUAUUGAUGGUAAAUUAAUGGCUGACUGGAAAUUUCAUGAAUAUUUGUUUGAUAACCAUACAAUAACUGUAUGUGUAAAAGGACCCAUAACCCCAAUUAAAUUUAAGUUCAUAAACUUCCAAGACUUAAUAAGUAAUGCAGAAAUGAUUUUGGAAGAAGAUAAAAAUUAUUGUAAAUUAUUUUUGAGCAAAGAAGAAAAACCAUAAUUAUUAAUUUAAUAAUAUAAUUUUCAUUUAAUAUAACACAGUUAAGUUCUUAGAUGUAAACUGUACUUAUAUUGUUAUUCAAUAUACAUGAAAAUACAGUUACUUAAUAUCUAUUUUAAUAUUGUUGUUUCAUUUAUAGUUUGUAGUCGAUUUGAAAAUAAUAUGGAUAGGAUAUAUUUAUUUUUUACAUGACAUUAUAUAUUGCAUGUUAUGCAGUAAUAGUUGUUAAUUUAUGGGAAUUGGUUGUAUAUUUCUGUUUUCAUGACAAUAAUAAAAGGGUUGUGAUUGUACGUACCUUGUACUAUUAGUUCCGUGGGAAGAAAUGUUAUUGACUGGUACCAAAAAAAAAAAAAAAAUGUAUUUUAUUUUUGCACAUUUGUGCAAUUUUUAUUACACUAUUGCAUUUAUUUGAAAAUAGUAUUAAUCUUAUAGGGUAAAGUGAGACUUAUUUGUGAUAAAUUUACAAAACGUCUACUUACUCAUUAAAUUUUAGUUAUUGGAUUUAAUUCAUACUAUUAAGUGUAUAUGAAGUAAAGGAAUUAGAAUCUGUUCACAUUUGAAAUUGUAUUACCU